UCAAACUGACACAGCAUAUCUAUUGUUUAUUUAUGUUUACGUUAUGCUGUGCAGUGACGAAGAAAUUGUUUAAAGUGAAAAGUGCCUUUUUUGUGAAUUAAUCGGUGAAUGACUUCAUUCAACCAGGGUUGUUGUGCUAUUUGGCAACAAUCUUUCCGAUAAAGAAUGGCCAAUAGCGAACCCAUAACGGUUCCGGGACACCGUGAUAAUCAUCUUGCCUAUGCAAGAUGCAAUCAGAUUUGGCCAAUUUAUGCAAAUUGGGCGAUCCCCUCCCAACAGCUCCACAGGUGGAGUGAGAUGAGGGCAUAUUGGUGUAACCCCUCGCCUCCCGCUCCGAUCCUGCCAGUGUUGGUAUGGAUCCCCGUAAUAAAUCAGGUGUUCAUCCUUUCGGCGGUGAUUGCACCAAGUGACGGGGGGCAAAAAGUAAUCCCGCACAGCACCGGGAAGUGGACAAUCUGCCGUAGGUAACAAAAUAGAAAAGAUUGAGA
This is a messenger RNA of Armigeres subalbatus, 488 nucleotides long. RefSeq lists its product as uncharacterized. The transcript has 4 exons. Lineage: Eukaryota; Metazoa; Arthropoda; Insecta; Diptera; Culicidae. The coding region runs from base 166 to 468 and encodes 100 amino acids. The record is from RefSeq and is a predicted model, not a curated record.